Messenger RNA from Oryzias latipes (Japanese medaka), 1341 nucleotides. RefSeq names its product inorganic pyrophosphatase 1a (gene ppa1a). Gene Ontology annotation, cellular component: cytoplasm. Gene Ontology annotation, molecular function: magnesium ion binding; inorganic diphosphate phosphatase activity. The record is from RefSeq and is a predicted model, not a curated record. NCBI's taxonomy places the organism in Eukaryota, Metazoa, Chordata, Actinopteri, Beloniformes, Adrianichthyidae. Gene Ontology annotation, biological process: phosphate-containing compound metabolic process.
AGGACAGAAGGUGUCAGAAACGUAGGACCACUGCAGCAUUCAUGGAUCAGACACUGAUUACUAUUCCUUGUCUUGCACUGCAAAAGGGUGGUGGGCUCCAGAGGCCGACAUAAAGAUGAGAUCUGAGUUCAGAAACCAAACAGGAGGGAUUGCUGUCAGUUUGGCCCUGCAAUCCAGCACCUCGGCUUCUGCAGCCCUGCUGGCACAGUCAGGCUGUCACCCUCUGCUUGAACACUGCGCAUGACUGCUCAUCUGCCUCAGUGGCGUCUUAUCCCCCCGCCCGGCCCCAGAGGCUCUUAUUCUUGGUGAAAUCGUGCUCACACUACAGAGGCAGAGACUCAAAUCAACAUGAGCUUUUCCGUUGAGGAGAGGGGCAGGCCGAACACCAAGGAGUACAGGGUGUUUUUCAAAAACUCAGAGGGAAAAUACAUCUCACCUUUUCAUGACAUACCCAUCUAUGCAAAUGAAUCAGAGAAUAUUUUCCACGCUGUUGUGGAAGUUCCGAGAUGGACAAAUGCAAAGAUGGAGAUUGGCACCAAAGACCCUCUCAAUCCACUGAAACAAGAUGUGAAGAAGGAAAACCUUCGUUAUGUGGCCAAUGUGUUUCCCCAUAAAGGUUAUAUUUGGAAUUAUGGAGCGAUUCCACAGACGUGGGAGGACCCCCACCACCAGGACAGUGAUACAGGAUGUGUUGGAGACAAUGAUCCCAUUGAUAUUUGUGACAUAGGAAACAAGGUGUGCUCUCGAGGAGAAAUCAUCAAGGUGAAAGUGUUGGGGACUCUGGCUCUCAUUGAUGAGGGGGAAACAGACUGGAAGGUCAUUGUGAUCAAUACUGAGGACCCUGAAGCCGGAGAGUUUCACAAUAUUGAUGAUGUGAGGCGACUGAAGCCGGGGUAUCUGGAGGCAACUGUUGAUUGGUUCAGAAGAUACAAAGUUCCAGAUGGAAAACCUGAAAACCAGUUUGCUUUUAAUGGGGAGUUCAAAGACAGGGAUUUUGCCAUAAAUACAGUGAAGAGUACACAUGAGUUUUGGAAAGCACUGAUUUCUAAGCAAACCAGCGCUGGCGAGUUAAACUGCAUGAACACUGGAGUCUCAAACAGCCCAUUUCGCUGCUCUUCUGAGGAAGCAGAGUCUGUAGUUAAAUCUACAUGUGAUUCUGGACCUGAAGAUCCUGUUCCAAGUUCAGUUGACAAAUGGUUUUACUAUGAAUAGUAAGGUUCCAAACACUCACUCAUGAUGAAACAUGAAGAUCACGGGAUAGCAGUCGUCUGCAUUAUGGCUUCUUAUUGGACUUGUUAACAAGCAUAGCAAAUACAGCAUUAAAAACGAAUGACACACGUC